AUGGCUGCACCUCUGCGGCAAAUAGAAAAUUUUUUUGUAUCUCAAAGCCUAAACCUGAAUUACCUGGCUUCCUUAAAAAAAUUUAGUGACCAAGUUGGCGGCCAUGGUGAAAUAUUAUCCAUGGAGGAAGAAGAUUCUAUGAUCAUAAAGCCUUGUAAAGGAAUCGAGAGAGAAUUCUAUGAAAAUAGCGUAGCGCAUCCAAGAUUUGCUAGAUGGAUGCCAAAACAUUACGGAAAUUUGCGGUUACAUGAUUCUCAACCGCCUUUGCUAGAUCAACAACUUGACGUAAAUAAUAGCGUGUUAAAUUAUGAAAUUAAACCUCAAACCACAAAAGAGAAAAAUGUCUUAAGCAAAUUUAAAAAACCAUGUGUAUUGGAUCUGAAAUUGGGUACACAGCUCUAUGGCGAUGAUGCUGAUGAAAGAAAACGUCAAAAGUCCAUCCUAAAAGCAGAAAGGACGACAUCAGGUUCAUUGGGAAUUAAAAUAUCUGCAUGCCGGGUCUACGGAAAAUUAUCAAAUAAUUAUACACAUUACUCUAAGGAAUACUGUAGAAAUAUCACUCCUAAUACCAUAACGAAAUGUUUUACAGAUUUUUUUAUGGCUGAAAUCUCGCUGAGUCAACGUCAGCUUGUAAUCAAUCGAUUCAUCGAAGAUCUAACAUUAUUCAUGGAGGAUUUGGAAAACCACGAUGUAAGAUUACGUGGUGCAUCCUUAUUGUUCGUAUAUGAAGGAGAUCCUAAUGCUUUUACGGAGGCUCUUAAUAAAGAAGAAGAGAAUGAACAAAAAGAUGGUGUUGGCAAGGAUGAAGGUUGUGUGUUUGGUGUGAAAAAUGCAAUACAAUGCCUAAAACAA
Molecule: messenger RNA, 852 nt
Organism: Dentiscutata erythropus
Lineage: Eukaryota; Fungi; Glomeromycota; Glomeromycetes; Diversisporales; Gigasporaceae
Source: the annotation of a GenBank genome assembly